AUGUCUCCCAUCCGUCACUCUUUCACGUCGCCAUCACCUAUGGCGAGUGAGAAAAUUCGCAAACGAGCGAUCGGACACGACUUCCUGCAAAAAGAUCACCUCACAAAGAAGCGUAAAUCGACAAGUGCUCAAGCUCUCGCUCCCAAAUCCCCCCCAGCUUUCUACGACGAUCUAUCUAAGGUACCCCUAACGCUUAACGUCCUGCUUGAGUUGGAUCGGAGGAACGACGCACUAUCAAAUACCGAGACGCGAACCAGCUCUAUAGGUCCAGUGCCCAAGAAUCUCUCUCGAUAUUCAAGGCGGGGUGGCCCCGAUAUGCGGCACCUUAGAGACUUUUCGAGCAAGACACGAAUUCAUCCAACGAUGGAAAACACCCAGUCUAGUUCAAGAAGUCGACAAACACACUUCACGAAAGCGACAAGUGUAAUUUCUAGAAGCGGCUCAUCGAGGUAUGGGAAGGAGUUUGAUCAGCACCUUCGAGACUAUGGUGUAUACAUGAACAAUCGCAAAUCCAAAGCGUUAAACAUGGACGAAACAAGGAUCAGUUUGGAACAAAGCCGCGCAUCCUUGUCUCCGUCACAAUUCACAGAAGAACAGUUUGAGACAUUUCAGAGGAAAAAUGAAGAUGUUGUAUUUGAAUCUGAUGUCAUGGCCGAUGUCAUUCCCAUUAUUAGUGGAAGUUCUCGCAUUCCUAGCAAGCAGAAUGCUCUCUUCACCGAGCUUGAACCUCUUACUAGUAGAAACGUCGUCAGACCAAAGCCAGAUCAUUUUGACGGCGCUGAUCUUGCAGAUCUUUGCGUUGAGGUAAGAAAGGACGAUAAAGUCAGGCAAAGAGUCAUUCCUACAAAGCACCCAAGUGUUCCAGUGGCGGCCAAUUUCUUCAUAGAGGCCAAGGGACCUAACGGGAACGCCUCAGUCGCACAAAGACAGGCAUGCUACAGCGGAGCAUAUGGUGCCCGGGCUAUGCACACGCUGCAGAAUUAUGGCAAGCCUAGUGAUAGUUAUGACGGCAAUGCCUAUACUUACAGCUCAACAUACCAUCCUGCUACCGGAACGCUUCAGCUCUACGCUCACCAUACCACAGCUCCAACUGGCCCAGGGGCUCGGCCAGAGUAUCAUAUGACGCAGAUAGAUACUUGGGGAAUGACAGGCAAUAUUCACACUUAUCGGCGUGGAGCCACUGCCUUUCGAAACGCUAGAGAUCUAGCGCAGCGCUAUCGGGAUCAGUUCAUUCACGCCGCGAAUCCGCGUCACGCGAGUCAAGAUGGUCAACAGGACGAUGAAGAUGGGCCUAGUGCGCAGAAUUUCCUCAAGGAACAAACCGCCAAGGCCUGCGACGAAAGUGUUGGAGAAAAUGUAGAGGUACUCGACGCAUCGCAGUCUUGCGUCCCUCCAAACUCUAGCCAAGCAUCGACCAUAUUGGCUGCAGCAGAAGACCAAGAUUUGAGUUUCGUGACCAGCUUCACAUCUAGCUCUGGCAAUGGACUGCCGGUUGGAUCCAAGCGAACCAGGCAACUAGUCUCGCCGCAUGACUCCUUGGGACGCAGUUCAUACAAGAGUCAAACCCGGACCAACAUAAGUGAGCUUGAAGAGCUGUCAAAAAGGAACAAGAGAGGGUAG
Metarhizium album ARSEF 1941 is the source of this 1620-nucleotide messenger RNA. RefSeq lists its product as uncharacterized. NCBI's taxonomy places the organism in Eukaryota, Fungi, Ascomycota, Sordariomycetes, Hypocreales, Clavicipitaceae. Bases 1 to 1620 code for a protein of 539 amino acids. The transcript is spliced from 2 exons. The record is from RefSeq and is a predicted model, not a curated record.